This is a messenger RNA of Leishmania mexicana MHOM/GT/2001/U1103, 1329 nucleotides long. RefSeq lists its product as hypothetical. NCBI's taxonomy places the organism in Eukaryota, Euglenozoa, Kinetoplastea, Trypanosomatida, Trypanosomatidae. The record is from RefSeq and is a predicted model, not a curated record. The transcript has a single exon. The coding region runs from base 1 to 1329 and encodes 442 amino acids.
AUGAAGGCCAUAAGAACCUCUCGCGAGCGCGAGGUCGAGGCGAACAUCGCUCUCCGGGAGCGUGAGAUCGCCACGCUGGAGCAAGAAAAGACCGAUCUGCAGUCCUGCAUGACCGUGGUGAACCCGAAAAGGCGCGAGGACCAGCUGCUUGCUUCUUUUCCUGUGCUCGACUACUGCGGCAGAAAACCGCGUCAAACAAUUCAGAAUGUUUCCGUGGAGCAGUACGGGAACAUAAUUGUUCAGCUAGAGAUCGCGAAGAAAGCAAUCGAUGCACAGAACCAAAAGGACCGCGCGGAAAUUCAAGAACUGAGCCGCCUCAUCCGUGAGCAGGAAAAACAACAGAAGAUGCUGGCGCAAAAGACGAGGAGGCUCGGUGAAGACGCGGGUUUCGACUCCAAGUGGGUCACAAGGCGCCAGCGUGAUAAGAUGAUGAAGAUGCAGGCCUACAAGACUGACGUCUCUGUCGCUGAGCUGGAGGCGCGCACGCGUCUUAUGGAUCACGAGGUCAAGGUAGCCAAGUUGCUUGGUGAAAAGAAGGGCGCCACCAUCCUCGCGCUCACGAAGCUCGUGGAGAAGCGCCGCUCCACCAUCGACGACAUCGAUUCGUUGUACAACGAAAUCCGCAUUGUAGAUCGAGACACAACCGUCGCGAGCGAGGAGCUGGCCAAGGUGAAUGCUGACAUCCAAGAUGCGGACGCCUGGCUCGAGGCGCGGCCGAACCCGGCCGACUCGCUGGCGCGCAAGGUCAUUGAGGAGGACUCCGCCACGCUCAAGGAAGAAAGGGAGCAAACGGUGAAUGAGCAGCGCGUCCCACAGGAACGCGUCAUCAAGGCGCAGGACUACCGCAUUGCGCAGCUGGAGAAGCGGGCAAAGAUUGUCCAGAGGGCUCUCCAGAACAACGGACUUUCUCGCGAGGUCGACAAAAUUGUGGCGCACGGAUGGUCGCAGCGGGAGUUGGAGGUGCCGGAGGACCAGGAGGAGCUGUACGACAUUGAGAAGAUCAUCCCGGCCCAGGAGAAGGUCCACCCUGGCAUCUACAACUUGCUGCUGACGGAGAAGGAGAAGAUGGCGCGCACUGUCAGCAUUCUCACCAUCACCGCCAAGGAGAAGGAGGAGCUCAUGGCUGCCCUCACGGCCCGGCUAGAGAAGUUGGCAGCGGAGUGCAACGAGGCGAUCCAGGAACUGGACAACUACGCAUCGGGGAUGGUGUUUUCUGAGGAGCAGCAGCGUGUGCAGGCGCUCAAGUGGGUGCGCGAGCAACGUCGGCACUGCGCCAAGCUUUUCUAUGAGAAAUCACUCCUUGAGAGCGUCGUAGAGGAGGAUGGUUAG